Molecule: messenger RNA, 1388 nt
Organism: Catharus ustulatus (Swainson's thrush)
Lineage: Eukaryota; Metazoa; Chordata; Aves; Passeriformes; Turdidae
Gene: C1QL1
Product: complement C1q like 1
Exons: 2
Coding region: 107-847 (246 amino acids)
Molecular function (GO): protein binding
Source: RefSeq, a predicted model, not a curated record
CCCCCCCGCCGGCACCAUUCCCUCCCCCGGGCGCCAGCGCGCCCCGGCCGGGCGGCGGCUCAGCCUGGGCCGGAAAACUUUGCUGGCGGCCGCGGCGGGGGUGGUGAUGGUACUGGUGCUGGUGGUGCUCAUCCCGGUGCUGGUGAGCUCCGCCGGUACCGACGGCCGGUACGAGAUGCUGGGCACCUGCCGGAUGGUCUGCGAGCCCUACGGCCCCGCCGCCCCCCCGCAACCGGCCGAGCGCGGCCCCCUCCCGCCGCCCUCCACCCUGGUGCAAGGUCCCCAAGGCAAACCGGGGAGACCGGGGAAACCGGGACCACCGGGACCGCCCGGAGAACCGGGACCGCCGGGGCCGGUGGGGGCGAGGGGUGAAGCAGGAAGACCGGGACCCCCGGGAUUGCCGGGACCGGGGGCUACGGGCGCGGUGAGCGCGGCCACCUACAGCACCGUGCCGCGGGUCGCCUUCUACGCCGGCCUCAAGAACCCCCACGAGGGCUACGAGGUUCUCAAGUUCGACGACGUGGUCACCAACCUGGGCAACAGCUACGACGCCGCCUCGGGCAAGUUCACCUGCGCCAUCCCCGGCACCUACUUCUUCACCUACCACGUCCUCAUGCGCGGCGGCGACGGCACCAGCAUGUGGGCCGACCUCUGCAAGAACGGGCAGGUCCGGGCCAGCGCCAUCGCACAGGACGCCGACCAGAACUACGACUACGCCAGCAACAGCGUCAUCCUGCACCUGGACGCGGGGGACGAGGUCUUCAUCAAGCUGGACGGGGGCAAAGCGCACGGUGGCAACAACAACAAGUACAGCACCUUCUCCGGCUUCAUCAUCUACUCGGACUGAGCCCGGAGCCGCGGCACCGCCCCCGGUGCCCCCCGCACCCGCCCAGCCCCCCGGCACCGCCCCGGCAUCCCCCGCAGUGACCCCCCAGCCCCACGGCAUCCCCGUGCCGUGGUUUGGUUCCCUGCUGUCCCCAGCUCCCCUCGCUCCUGCCCAGCCUCACGGCGCCCCCCGCCACCGUCCAGCCCGCGGAUUCCCCCUCCCCGCGCUCCCGGCUGCCUUCGGUGCCCAGAAUUUCCCCUUUUUCCUGAGCUCACACCAAGGCUGCCAUUCGAGGGCUUGGGGUUGCGGAGGGUUGGGGACGGCAAGAGGCUGGGGGUGCCCCCCGCGCUGCCCCACGGCACCCCCAUCCCCGGCUGUGCCCCCCUUGUCCCGCCCCUGCUCUCUGCCCGCCCCGGGGCGGUGCCGGGGUCUCGGGGGGGUCCGGCUGUACAGACGCGCAGUGUCCGCACGGCCCCGGGCCGGGGGCUGUGCGGGGCCGGGGGGAGCCGCCGUCCUGCCUCCCCGCCGGGGUGACAACAUGGUAAAGCAGAGCUGUGAUCUC